GUGUUUCCGUGAUUUAACAGUUGAUCUCCAUCCUUUUGCCUCUUCGGUGUGAUUGAAUACAGGUCUGUGAGUCUUCUAGUCUCUCACUCAGGAUGGCCAUUCAACCGCCUAAGCCCUUUGUCAUGUCACAAACCUCCAAUCAAUGGAGCUCUGGAAUCUGUGACUGCUGUGACAAUGUACCAGAGUGUUGCUUUUCAUUUUGGUGCUUUCCUUGUUUUGCCUGUGUGACGGCUCGUAAGCACGGCGAGUGUUUGUGUCUCCCUCUGCUCGACGGAUUUGGCUGCAUCCCUCCAAUAACAAUUGCCAUGCGGGUAUCAAUGCGCCGGCGGUAUGGAAUUGAGGGUACUAUCUGUGAUGACUGCCUUUAUUCCACCUUCUGUGGUGUCUGUGCCUGGUGUCAGAUGUCUCGAGAAAUGAAUGUCCAUGAACAAACUGUCACACUUGUCAACUCUCGAGCAAGAUAAAUACAACCCAAUAACUCUUGUAUUUUUAUUAUUUUGUACGAGUCAAUGACAAACUCUUAGAAUUGCACAUUUGUGUUUGUUAAAAUAUAAAUAUACAAUUUGAUAAACAUCUGCUGUGAAGUCGGUAUUGAAGAGCAUGUUUUAAAAAAUCGUAUUCUUUUAUUGAUUUAUUCAUUGUUAACAUGUUUUUAUUGCAUGUUGAAGCAUUAAUUCUGCACGGCUAAAAAUAACUGCAAGGUUUAUCAUUUUUGACAAAUCAUUAAAAUAUAUGAAUCAUUGUUUACAAAGUAAAUACAUCAAAUUUAAACUGGUUUCUAUGAAGAAAGGGCAUAAUUUUGAUGUCAGUUGGGUUUAUAUAACAGUUUAGGCAGGUUUUUAAAUAAUCUUUGUCUAGCAUAUAGCAGAUGAAAUCAUAUACCAAACUUUAAAAUAAAAUAGAAACAAAAAAAUUAUAUCUACUGACAAAUAUUAAACAUAAGGGCAAUUCCAGCGUUAUGGACGUGACAUUUUACGUUAUGGACGUGACAUAAAAAUGCUCAGAGAAUGAAUUUGUUACGAUUAUAUUGAACCAUCUGUUUAUAUUUUACUGAACCCUUGUUGAUAGAGUCUAAACAUAAAAAAUGUCAGUCUAUGGAAAAUUAUAUUUAAAAAAGGGAAAUAAACAUGCGUUAUGGAUGUGACAAAAAAGGACGUGUUUUUUGGGAGACGAUAAACUUUGUAGGAUUUCUGUAAAAUAAAAUGCACAAUCCAGAAGCAAUAAUACCCAAUGAAUAGAGAAGUGAUGCCUCUUUAUAGUACAUAAAAUAGUUACUUUAUAAUAAUUGUCAUGUGUCCAUUUAUGAGGAAUAUGUAGUGUUAUGGACAAUCCUGAAAAUGGCACUUACCUGACUAUGAAAAAUCAUGCACUAAAAAUAAAACAAAUGCUUUACAAAUCUGAAGAGAGAUCGCACAUGGGUAUUUGAACCACCAAAUGUUAAAAUCUGUGCUGUUACCAGCACCGGCGCUAUGGUGGGGCAUUCGAGGGCCGUGCCCCCCCUAGCGGUCAUUGAUGCCCCUCCUUCCACAGGCCAUGGCGUGGCCCAAAAAAUAUCCCUUUUAGUUAUUCUUUUAAUAUUAAAUGUGCAAACUGUUUUCUGGAAGUGCAUAAACUGUUGAGAGGUGGAUAAACUAUUUCUGACGUGUUGCGGAAAUAUGGGCAUUGUCCCUUUAAGAAGCAUGGGGUUUGUAGUCCUGGCCGUACUGAAUGAUGGGAAAAGUAGUGCGGGUGCGGGGUUGUGGCUACCCGAUCCAUCCCGGAAACACGAUUUGUUCCGCGCAUGCGCGAAACUGACGUCACUUCCUGUCUGAAAUAAAUCGAAACACUUUACGGCAGUUUCGGUUAUGUAGCCACAGGCUAUACCGUGACUGCUGUUGUUUUACACUCGGAGUUUAAUAUAUAUACUUUUUAUACAUUUUGUAUUACAUUUAAUAAUAAAUGUAUUUAUUAAAUCUGUAUAAGUUUCUUUUUUCUUAAUUUGUUUCUUACAAUGCUUUGAGAUAUUUCCUGGCUUGUUAAAUUG
Messenger RNA from Triplophysa rosa, 2023 nucleotides. RefSeq names its product plac8 onzin related protein 5 (gene ponzr5). The record is from RefSeq and is a predicted model, not a curated record. The transcript has 4 exons. The coding region runs from base 93 to 464 and encodes 123 amino acids. Lineage: Eukaryota; Metazoa; Chordata; Actinopteri; Cypriniformes; Nemacheilidae.